Molecule: messenger RNA, 952 nt
Organism: Oncorhynchus tshawytscha (Chinook salmon)
Lineage: Eukaryota; Metazoa; Chordata; Actinopteri; Salmoniformes; Salmonidae
Product: unconventional myosin-Va-like
Exons: 5
Coding region: 219-866 (215 amino acids)
Biological process (GO): vesicle transport along actin filament; actin filament organization
Cellular component (GO): myosin complex; actin cytoskeleton; vesicle
Molecular function (GO): ATP binding; actin filament binding; microfilament motor activity
Source: RefSeq, a predicted model, not a curated record
GCCCAUGGCAACAACCGCGUUUUACUGAAUCAUUUUAUCCAUCAUCAAUUCCCACAAUGCUCCGAGAGAUGCCAAAAUAUUGAGGUUUUCUAGGUAUGAUGGCGCUAGGUGUUGUACACUAAAAAGAGAGUAACCUAAAACCUGGAGGGACUUGUAUUAACUGCGAGGAAAAAACGGAGCGGCGAACUACUGAUGUUCAAAUCUAGCUGCUGAGAUUCAUGGAAAAAGGACACGACAGCUCCACCAGUAUGGCAGCGUCAGAGCUGUACACAAAGUUUGCUCGGGUGUGGAUCCCUGAUGCAGAUGAGGUGUGGAAGUCAGCAGAGCUCACUAAGAACUACAAACAUGGAGAUUCCACCCUACACCUCACACUGGAGGAUGGAAUGGACAUUGAGCACAAGCUGGAUGAUAAGACAAAGAACCUUCCUCACCUCCGGAACCCUGACAUCCUGGUGGGGGAGAAUGACCUCACAGCUCUUAGCUACCUCCACGAGCCGGCCGUCCUGCACAACCUUAAAGUCCGCUUCACCGACUCCAAACUCAUCUACACAUACUGUGGUAUUGUGCUGGUGGCCAUUAAUCCCUAUGAGAACCUUCCCAUCUACGGUAGUGACAUCAUCAAUGCGUACAGUGGCCAGAACAUGGGAGACAUGGACCCUCACAUCUUCGCUGUGGCUGAGGAGGCUUACAAACAGAUGGCCAGAGAUGAGAGGAACCAGUCUAUAAUCGUAAGCGGUGAGUCUGGAGCAGGGAAGACUGUCUCAGCUAAAUACGCCAUGCGCUACUUUGCUACGGUCAGUGGAGCAGCCACAGAGGCCAACGUAGAGGAGAAGGUCCUCGCAUCCAACCCCAUCAUGGAGGUAUGACUCCUCUCCCUUCCCCUCGCCUCUCUUCUCCCUCUCCUCGCUCCAGUCCUCUGCAAAGCCUGCCUCAUGGUGUGUUCAUGUGGAGU